Dracunculus medinensis (Guinea worm) is the source of this 750-nucleotide messenger RNA. The record is from the annotation of a GenBank genome assembly. NCBI's taxonomy places the organism in Eukaryota, Metazoa, Nematoda, Chromadorea, Rhabditida, Dracunculidae.
AUGAUCAUUUAUGGUGAUAAUGAUAUAUAUAAAAUCCAGUCAGUUCUGCGUACUUUUUUUACACCAGCAUUACAGGAAACGGUUAAUUUCUGUUUGCAGCGUUCACCAAAGGUAUUUAAUAUUGAAGCAUAUUGCGAUAUUUGUCAGAAAGAAUUUUGCAAUAAAUAUUAUUUGCAAACACAUCGAAAAGCAAAACAUGAAUUAAAUUUAAGCGCGUUCAGUGCAUUUAUGAGUUCAAAAGCGGAAACUGCGUUUCGACAAGGCUCUCCUAUGAUCGGCACAGAUUUUGUAAUGAAUGGUCAAAUGAUUAAUCCAGAAAUGCAAUUUUUUACUGGAAUCUCACCGCAAUUAUUUUCACCAAAUGUUGAUCAACGAACAGCAAACCAGCCAACAUCUACUGAUUUACAAGAAUUGAUGAUGUACUGUAUAGAUCCGGUUACGAUAAAAAAUUUCUAUGAAACACGAUUGGCGGCAACAAAUAAUAUGACAAAUAUUUCAUCCGUAAGCGAAAACAUAAAUAAAGCAAAUCCAGUUCAUGACCUUAUAGAUCCACAACCUUCAAACCAUUUUUCCGCAAACGAAAGCCAAAAUGAUGAAACUCAAGCUCAAGCAAGAUCAAGCAAUGGUCAAGCAGCAGAACGAAUUGGAAUCCCAACAAGUGAUUUGGCAACGACAACGACAACGAUGACGGCUACAGUGAUCCAUGCAGAAAAUAUUGAUAGUGAUUCAGUGUUAAGCUCUGUUAAGUAA